Messenger RNA from Fraxinus pennsylvanica, 990 nucleotides. NCBI's taxonomy places the organism in Eukaryota, Viridiplantae, Streptophyta, Magnoliopsida, Lamiales, Oleaceae. The record is from the annotation of a GenBank genome assembly.
AUGAAUUUCAGCUUUUUUCAAGGGCGUUUGGUUAAUCAUCACGACCAUGAUUCACCAAACUAUCAAUUCCUAGGAGUUUGUUGGGAGCGUCCACGGACUUAUUUGACCACUCCUCUUGGAAUUCUCUUCUUUGGUCAGUUCUUGUCUUGCAUUAUGGACUUCUUGCAAACAUCUGAAGGCCGAUUAUUUGUGGGUGUUGCUGUUGGCCUUGUUGCUGUUGGUGCUUCUGCAUAUUUCAUUUUUUCCUCCAAGAAACCCAAAGUGUGCCUGGAUCCCGAGAAUUUUAAAGAGUUUAAGCUUGUGAAGAAAACACAGCUCAGCCAUAAUGUGGCAAAAUUCAGAUUUGAACUUCCUACACCCACAUCUGUGUUGGGACUUCCUAUUGGACAGCACAUUAGUUGCAGGGGUAAAGAUAGUCAAGGUGAAGAGGUCAUUAAACCAUACACUCCAACUACCUUGGACUCUGAUGUUGGAUACUUUGAGUUAGUUAUAAAGAUGUAUCCACAAGGAAGAAUGUCCCAUCAUUUCCGAGAAAUGCGCGUAGGUGACCAUCUGGCUGUAAAGGGACCAAAGGGUCGCUUUAAGUAUCAACCUGGCCAAGUGAGAGCAUUUGGAAUGCUUGCUGGAGGCUCUGGCAUUACGCCAAUGUUCCAGGUUGCUAGAGCUAUUCUUGAAAGCCCAAUUGACAAAACAAUGGUGCAUCUGAUAUACGCUAAUGUUACAUUUGAAGACAUUCUUCUAAAGGAAGAAUUGGAUAGCCUUGCUACUAAUUACCCUGGUCAAUUUAAGAUUUACUAUGUACUGAAUCAGCCUCCUGAGGUGUGGAAUGGUGGUGUCGGGUUCGUAUCCAAGGAAAUGAUUCAAGCUCACUGCCCUGCACCAGCAUCUGAUAUUCAGAUACUGAGAUGUGGGCCACCUCCUAUGAACAAGGCCAUGGCUGCUCAUUUAGAAGCUCUUGGAUAUACCUCGGAGAUGCAAUUCCAAUUUUAA